GACGCGGGGGUUUUCUCUGGUCGGCCCAGCAAACCCUUCCCGGGUCUGUGAAACUGCGCCUUUGGUCCCGCUGUGCCUGGGCGCGGAGCGCACUAUUCCGCUCGCUGGUCGGCGCGGUUAUUGGCCUUGGUUCUCGGACUGACCGCCCUCACCUUCCUCCCGGCCUCUACUCCGGGCCCAUCCUCGUCAGGGGCGCCUCGCGGCGGUGGCGGCCCCCCAGACUCGGCCCAGGACAACUAGCGGCCCACCUCCGCUCCGGGCUCGGAUGGGAGGUGGCGGGAGGAGCGGCCUGGGAUGUUCAGUCUGAUGGCCAACUGCUGCAGCUGGUUCAAGAGGUGGCGGGAGCCCGUCAGAAAGGUGACUCUUGUGAUGGUGGGACUUGAUAAUGCUGGUAAAACGGCAACAGCAAAGGGAAUCCAAGGAGAGUAUCCUGAAGAUGUAGCACCUACCGUUGGAUUUUCCAAAAUUGACCUUAGACAAGGAAAGUUUGAAGUCACCAUCUUUGACUUGGGAGGUGGAAAAAGAAUUCGGGGAAUCUGGAAGAAUUACUAUGCUGAAUCUUUUGGGGUAAUAUUUGUUGUGGAUUCGAGUGAUGAAGAGAGAAUGGAAGAGACAAAACAGACAAUGUCAGAAGUGAUAAGACAUCCUAGGAUAUCGGGAAAGCCUAUAUUGGUGUUGGCAAAUAAACAAGAUAAGGAAGGGGCUUUAGGAGAAGCUGAUGUGAUUGAAUGCCUGUCUCUGGAAAAACUGGUCAAUGAGCACAAGUGCUUAUGUCAAAUAGAACCUUGUUCAGCAGUCUUGGGAUAUGGAAAGAAAAUUGACAAGUCCAUUAAAAAAGGCCUUUAUUGGCUGCUACAUAUCAUUGCAAGAGACUUUGAUGCCUUAAAUGAGCGCAUCCAAAAAGACACAACAGAACAACGUGCUCUUGAGGAACAAGAGAACCGAGAGCGGGCUGAAAGAGUACGAAAAUUGCGAGAAGAAAGAGAACAAAGAGAGCGAGAGCAGGCUGAACUCGAUGGAACCAGUGGUCUGGCUGAGUUGGACCCAGAACCAAUUAUUGUUAAUCCUUUCCAGCCGAUAGCAUCUGUAAUCAUUGAGAAUGAAAAAAAACUUGAAAGAGAGAAAAAGAGGCAAAAUGUGGAGGAAGACAGUGAUGGCUGUCCCCUGAAACAUAAAAUGGAGCAUGAGCAAAUAGAGACACAGAGCCAGAUCAGUGACAGUAGCCAAAAAAACAAUGAGUUCGGAAUAGUAGAAAAUUAUAAGGAGGCAUUAACACAGCAGUUGGAAAAUGAAGAUGAGACAGACCAGCAGUCAUCAGAAUCAGAUAACAGUAAAAAGAAAACUAAGAAACUAAGAAUGAAAAGGAGCCACCGUGUAGAACCUGUUAAUACAGAUGACUCUGCUCCUAAGAGUCCAACACCACCCCCACCUCCUCCUCCUGUUGGCUGGGGAACCCCCAAAGUCACUAGACUUCCAAAACUUGAGCCUCUUGGUGAAACACGUCAUAAUGACUUCUACGGGAAGCCACUGCCUCCCCUGGCUGUGCGACAGAGACCUAACAGUGAUUCUCACGACGUCAUAUCAUAACCAGCUCAUGUGGACGCGCUCUGUUAAGGUCGGCAAGAUGAGCUGGAGGACCUUCUUUCUCACAGGAGAAAAACCCUGAACAUCGAUGACUGGGACAAGACAACCGUAGCAGUAUCAGUGAGCCAAAGACCUGACUGUUUUGAUAAUUACUUACCCAUGGUCUACAUGGUUCAAAGAAAAAAAAGAAGCAAAAUGACCAGCAAAUGGGACAAGCAUUUGGACCAAGUUAGCAAAAAUUACUGUUGACUCUGAUUUAUACAUCCCCACUCAUGGGCAUACUCCUGAAGGAAAAGCUGUUCAGAAAAAGAGCCAAUGGACUCUGUACACUUUCUUUACUAUUUGUUUAAUAGUCUUUAUUUCUGUAUCUUAAACAUUUGUAAGAUAUAUGUGCAUGGAAAGGGAAUUCUUAGGAAUUUAUAACCUAAAUUUUUAACUUUUUAUAUUUUUCUAAAACUUUGGUUUAAGAAUUUUAAUUACUAAGAUAUUGACUGUGCACUUUUCUAUAGAUGCUUUGUUUAAAUUGUGUCUGGAAAAUGGAGUUGAUUUACUUGACAGACAUGAGCUAUACAAACAGGAUAUAUUUAUAUGGUUUGAGGUAUGUUUUAUAAUAGUACUGUUCUUGAAAUAUACAUCCUAAUUUUACCUUAUUUUAAGAUAUCUUUUUAAAAUCGAUUCUCAGAUUUUUAUUUUACCAAAUUAUGUUAUUUGAAAGCACUAAUUAAUUAAUUGAAUUUUUGUUGUUGUUUGUUUUCUUUGGUGAUGUUCCCAAUAAAUGAGAGACACUUGCAAUACCUUUUGACUUAAAUGCUUUUUAAAUUAAUAAAAAUGUUUUCUGAGAUAUUAUUAAAAGUCCCAAUAAACACCUCAUUCAAAGACUAGAUUUUUCAGAGAUCAGGGUGCUCCUUCUCACUCCCUUGUUCUAUCAGAAGCUUCAGUGACUCUUUUAGGUUAUUCUAAUUCUUUUUUGCCUUGAAAUUAAAGGCAAAAAGACCGGAAAAGCUACUGUAGUCCAGAGACUUUAUUUUAUAACCGGGAAAUACUUGGGUACUAAAGAAAUAAGAAUGAAAUGGUGGUUUAAAUUACAUUAAUAAAGAAAUAAUUCCAAAAUAAUUACUUAAUUUAAAAUAAUGGUACUUCUCUUGCACUGAAGAACGGCAUCUAUAGAAUUCUUUCCUCAUCUGGCAGUUAGACAAACUUUUAGAUAUAUAUUUUGAAUAAUAGAUUCAAAUGUUUAAUUAAAAGUAUCCAUUUACAUCAAGGUGAAAAUAACCCAGCAGUCCCCAACCUUUUUGGCACCAGGGACCAUCCCCCCCACACACCGUCUGUGGAAGACAAUUAUUCCACGGGCAGUGGUGGGGGGAUGGUUCAGGAGGUAAUGUGAGUGAUGGGGAGCGAUGGGGAGCGGCAGAUGGAGCUUCGCUUGCUCGCCUGCCCCUCACCUCCUGCUCUGUGGCCCGGUUCCUAACAGGCCAAGGACUGGUACCGGUCUGCAGCCCGGGGGUUGGGGACCCCUGCCGUAAACAGUAAUCACCUUGUUAAAAUUGGUCAGUUUGGCAACUUGUACUGAUAGCAGACUUAUACUGGUAUCUGACAAUAACAUGAUUAAGUAUGUCUAAGUUUAAUACGAUUAUUUACUUUUAAAAUGUUCCUUUAGAGCAUCACAUUUUAUUCACAUUUUUUAACUCAUUGAACGCGUUUAUUAAUCAGGUCACUUACUACUGUAGUCAACAUCAUAUGCAGUUUUUUGGAGUUUUGUACAUGGGAACUACUUAGCACACUGAGUAGAAAAAGCAUUCUAUUUCAGAUACAAAAUUCAUAACAACCUAAAUUUGAUACGUGACCGAAGUGUAAGGAAAAGCAACACAAGAAGACAGAAUGUAAAUUUUGAAUUGGAUUUUAGAGAAAAAACUUGUUUGUAUAUCUUUUUUGGUUCCUUUUUGUAAAAUUUACAUUUAUUCAUUUUCUAAAACCUAAACUAACACU
Messenger RNA from Balaenoptera musculus (blue whale), 3570 nucleotides. It is a transcript of the gene ARL13B, whose product is annotated as ADP ribosylation factor like GTPase 13B. NCBI's taxonomy places the organism in Eukaryota, Metazoa, Chordata, Mammalia, Artiodactyla, Balaenopteridae. Gene Ontology annotation, molecular function: GTP binding; GTPase activity. The transcript has 10 exons. Gene Ontology annotation, cellular component: ciliary membrane; motile cilium; non-motile cilium. Gene Ontology annotation, biological process: non-motile cilium assembly; receptor localization to non-motile cilium. Bases 295 to 1587 code for a protein of 430 amino acids. The record is from RefSeq and is a predicted model, not a curated record.